AUGGAUCUGAUUUGGUUGCAAUCGUUCUGAGUUUUUCCUUUUUUGUUCAUAAAGUAUGGUGCUUUGUUAGAUCGGAUCAAGACUCUUCAUUCUCGUCUUUACUAGCUUGUUUUCAUGUCUUUAUAUAGUUUGAGAUUGUUAGCAUGGAAGGAAUCAUUGUGAGAAGAGUUAUACCAUCUGACAACAGUUGUCUCUUCAACGCAAUCGGUUAUGUCAUGGACAAGGACAAAAAGAAAGCUCCUGAGCUGAGACAGGUGAUAGCAGCUGCAGUUGCAAGCAACAAGGAGAAAUAUAACGAAGCAUUUCUAGCGAAGCAAAAUGAAGAAUAUUGUGCUUGGAUUCUCAAUCCGGAGAAGUGGGGAGGUGCAAUUGAGCUUUCUAUAUUAGCAGAUUAUUAUGGUCGAGAAAUUGCAGCUUAUGAUAUUCAGACUAGUCGAUGUGACCUGUACGGACAGACAAGAAACUACAGCGAACGAGUUAUGCUGAUCUAUGACGGUCUUCACUAUGAUGCCCUCGCUCUGUCUCCAUUUGAAGGAGCCGAGGAAGAUUUCGAUAUGACUAUCUUUCCAGUUGGUAAAGAUAGAUCCAUUGGGUCAGUCGAAGGGCUUGUUCUAAAUCUAGUAAAAGACCAACAAAGUAAAAGGAGUUACACAGAUACUGCAAACUUCACUCUGCGUUGUGGUGUAUGCCAAAUUGGAGUCAUUGGACAAAAGGAAGCUGUGGAGCAUGCUCAAGCAACUGGUCAUGUUAACUUUCAAGAAUACAAAUAAGAGAAUGAUUGGAAUUGAUUCUUUCACACAAUUCCAAGAAAGGGAUAUAAGUAUAUUACCAAACAAAAUGAGAAAAAAUGAUAAGCUGUGCUUAGUUUAGUUUUUUCUGUUGUCAACAAUUCAAACUUCAGUCUGUUGUGCAAUUAUCUUACGUUGUCGUCAUUUGCCUUUGGGUUUAAAAUGAAAAUUCCGACUAUACUUUUACUAUAUA
Capsella rubella is the source of this 981-nucleotide messenger RNA. Its product is annotated as ubiquitin thioesterase OTU1. Gene Ontology annotation, biological process: endoplasmic reticulum unfolded protein response; protein deubiquitination. The record is from RefSeq and is a predicted model, not a curated record. The coding region runs from base 144 to 770 and encodes 208 amino acids. NCBI's taxonomy places the organism in Eukaryota, Viridiplantae, Streptophyta, Magnoliopsida, Brassicales, Brassicaceae. The transcript has 9 exons. Gene Ontology annotation, cellular component: nucleus; cytosol. Gene Ontology annotation, molecular function: cysteine-type deubiquitinase activity.